GACCUAUAUAGUAGGGACACGACAUAUUGUUCUAUACGUACAAUUGCUUAUAUAAAUAGCACCCAUUUUGAAGGCACACACAUAAACAUAUAUCUAUCUCGUUCUUACUCAGCACUUUAACUCGCAGGAAAACAAUAUAACAGUAUUUCAGUGCGUACAUAAAAUGAAACAUGAAUAUACGUAAAUGUCUCCGUCUCCGUCUAAUGAGGUCGAAAAUCCGCCAUGUUUAGCGCACCAAAUGUCAUUGUCGCGUCAGUUCGGCCGUCUGUUUUGGGUUGUACAUUCUUUAUUGAAUUUGAUAUCGAUUUAAUAUGAUUGCUUAUAUAAAAUUUCUUAUUUUAUCAUGCUUAAAACAUACAAAAAUAAUAAUUAAAACAUAUUUUAUAGGAUCUCAAGAAAGUCGAUGCCCCAAAACUAUUAUCUAUAUAUAUAUUUAAAUUCAUUAUGGAGUCCCCAUCCGAAAAAUCGGACACCAUUUUUCGGUCGGAAUCUAUUGAUCAUGACACUAAUCAUAAAUACCUCUUUAAAAUAUGUCAUCAAAACAUAUUUAGACAGUCUGUUUAGAUAUUUCGGGAAAAAGGCUACCGACAAAAUCUCUUCGGAACUAUUUAAAUAAAAUAGUUUUAUUCCGCAGUGAGUAAAACACUAUUGUAAAUUCGUUAAAUAUUUAAUAAUUAAGUGAUUUUAGAGAGGAAGUCACAAGGAAUGACGUUUGUAAUUUUAUUAACGAACAAAUGUUCUGUAGGUGUUUUUUUUUUAUCAGGCGGUCCCUUGAUAAGUUUAAAAUUUGAAUCACUCAAGUGAGAGUGAUUCAAAUGGUGCGGCGCACCUUCCUUGAGGUGCGCUGCGGUAGUGUGUUACGGACUUUAGAGUCAGCAAAACAAUUAAAAUAGAUUGUAAUAGUCUAAGAAAAACACGUACUCAAAAUACGAUAACAUUCAGCAUGCUAGAAAUGGGCAGAUGGCACUGUACUACGCCAUAUCUUUAUGUUUUGCGGCAAACGACAACUUUAUAAAAUCAGUGUAGCAAAUUUUAAAAAUCGUCAUAUCGUUUAUUUGGCAAAUUUGAACUCGAACGAACGAAUUUUGCACGAACUCGUCUUAGAUUUCACAUAAUAUCUAAAUCACAUCAUCUUUGCACAUAACAAUAUACUUACUUCCUAUUAAAGUAUAAAUUCUACAAAUACAUUCAUACUCAACAAUAUUUAAAAUAAAAUGAGCCAAGAACAUUUAUCGAUAAAACCUACUAACAUUAAAAUCUUCUGGGCAGCACUAAAACCGCCAUGUUUUGUGGCCAGAUGACGUCACAGUGGCACGAAUUUUUUGUUGACGUUUCAUUUCCAUAGGUUUCCUACUUCAGUGAAAAUAAGCCAGUGUCGAUUUGACAUUGCUUCGAAAAGUACAAGUUGUGAUAUAGUUUUGACCUGGCUUUGGAUUUUAGAUAUUGAUGCUGCAGUACUGUUGACCCUUGCUCGUUAAUUUGGACUCUGUUUAUGAAAUGAAUGAAAUGCGUUUAUUUCAGGCAACUUAAGCCCAUAAACUUUCACAUACAAUUACAUAAUAUUUAAAUCAAAAUACAAUAAAAUUAAAAUUACAAUUUAUCAGAAUGAUUAAAAAUAAAAAUAAACAAAAAUGAAACCAAAUCAAAAUUAUUAAAAUUAAACUUGUCAACUACUAAUAUAAAAUUAAAAUUAAUAAAGGAACUAAUACAAUUUGGGGGGCUUAAACGACAAAGGGAAGAUCUUCCACCGAGCGGGUGAUAUUUGCUCGGUAGACCGACGGUCGGAAUGUUGUUGUUCGGAACUUGUAUAUAUGCGAGCUUAUCUUGAAAAUGUCGUAAGCGAGAUUCAGGCAUCUGUCAAUUAUCUUGCGUCGUAUGAUGGCUACCCGCCACAUCACUCCCCUCCGAGACCGGAGGUCGUGUCAUUUUAGUUAUUAGUUUAUUCAUUUUAGUUAUUAUUGUAUGAUGGCUACCCGCCACAUACAAUAAUAACCGUCAUGAUAAUCGCCUUAUCGUUGCCGCCGCUGAAUACUCCCCGAAUCCUGAUCACGCAGGAGCCAGUCACCGUCGACGCCCUAGACACGUCCUUACGGAUCCAUCAGAUCCAAUAACCUUUGCACUAGACGCCUUCAGCUCUAGGAGCAGGCUUAGGGACCUCGGUAACCGUACUCGUCGAACUCGACAAAGAGUUCGCCGUGCAACCUAACCCAUGAAUCAGCUCGCUGAGUUACUCGCCGGAUCUUCUCAGCGGGUCGCGAUUCCGAUCCGGUAGUAGACUGGCACAGAAGAAAAUAAAUUUUAUGUUUAUUUAAUUAAUAAUAACUUAACUAUAUUCACUUUCAUUCCAAUAUUCAUGGUGCAAAUAUAUUAAGUAAGCAUUUAUAUUUUUGUUUUAUGAAACUUUUUUAAUCAGUUGCUAAAAUUAUUCGAAGUCGUCGUGGCCUAAAGGAUAAGACGUCCGGUGCAUUUGUAUCGAGCGAUGCACCGGUGUUCGAAUCCCGCAGGCGGGUACCAAUUUUUCUAAUGAAAUACGUACUCAACAAAUGUUCACGGUUGACUUCCACGGUGAAGGAAUAACAUCGUGUAAUAAAAAUCAAACCCGCAAAAUUAUAAUUUGCGUAAUCACUGGUGGUAGGACCUCUUGUGAGUCCGCACGGGUAGGUACCACCGCCCCGCCUAUGUCUGCCGUGAAGCAGUAAUGCGUUUCGGUUUGAAGGGUGGGGCAGCCGUUGUGACUAUACUGAGAACUUAGAACUGUAUCUCAAGGUGUGUGGCGCAUUUACGUUGUAGAUGUCUAUGGGCUCCAGUGACCACUUAACACCAGGUGGGCUGUGAGCUCGUCCACACAUCAAAGCAAUAAAAAAUAAAUAAAAAAAUUAUAGAUUUCAUAAAAAAAAAUUGAAAUUGACACUUCACAUCACUAUUGUAAUAAAUAAUAUUUCAAAACGGCCAUCAGAGCGUGCCGAUAGUGUAGUUGACGCGGACGAGUAUUGUAUUUAUUAUGAGACUGAGAUUUUUUUAACAUUUUUGAAAGUACCUCUGCUCAAUAGUAAAACAUGUAAACUUUUAUUAUUCUACCAGAAUCUUCAAUCUCCAACUGAUCCCUACAACGUUCCAGUAAAUCACAAUUUGUCAUCGUGGGCUCACCUACUAUCGGUAGGUACUUGUAUCAGUUUAACGUCACAUCUCACUUGCGUAUCUAAUCUUGUUACAUUGUGUGUGUGUGUCACCCAGCGAUCCGUUAGUCUAAUCUAAGCUAUCAAACAAAAGAGUUUUAAAAAUAAAAUAAUUGCUCGUUUGAUAAUACAACUUUUAGAACUGUAUUUGUCAAUGUGUAUUUGUGUUCGCCUUCUUAGUUAUAGAAUAUUAUGUUAACGUGAGAUCCGUACCAGCAAGCGCAAGAGUGGACAUGAAAUGCUGGAUGAAACAGUAGUUCCAGAGAGCGAGUCUGACGUGAUGGUGCGGAGAGCGAGGAGACCUGGCAGUACAAUCGAGCUGUCAUUCUUCAUGACAACGCUGGGUUUGUCGCUUACCGGUGUCGCGAUAAGCAACUUAAUAUUAUACAGAACGUGUGUCCACGUGUUGCGGCACGGCCGGGCCGAGUGCUCGUCGUUCCUGGCGGUGGACAAGACUAACGACACGCAGUACUUAGAGAAGGAGGUGCAGAGGUACGCGAUCUUCGUGAACAGUACAAAGAGCGUGCUCGAGUCCCUGGCACCGGCCGUACUGAGUCUCUUCCUGGGCUCGUGGUCCGACCGACACGGAAGGAAGCCGCUCAUUGUGUGGCCUCUUUUUGGGAUCGCAACUACUUCAAUGUUGGUACUGAUAUAUAGUAUGGUUGAUGUGGGACCCUGGUGGUUCAUUCUGACGUCCGUACCAUACUCGCUGGCUGGCGGAGUGGCCACCCUGUCCACGGGGUCUUACUCCUACAUGAGUGACGUCACGAGCACUGAGAAACGAACCGCAAGAAUGUUCACGGUGCAGCUCGCAGCGUCAGGCGGCGUGGUGGCGGGCUCGCUGCUCAGUGCGCCGGUGCUGCGCGCGGUGGGCGCCGUGUACCUGCUGCUGGCCGGGGCCUCCGUCGCGGCCUUUACUUAUGCCUUCACGAAUGUGUUCUUGAAUGAAUCGUUAACAGGAGUCGUUCAGGGCAGCAUGACCUCGAUAAUGGACCUGCAGCUGGUGACAGACAUGAGCAGGGAGUGCUUCAGACGCCGCCCGAACAACGGCAGGGCUCAGGUGCUCGUCGUCGCAGCCGCCUCGAGCCUCUCCGCCUUCGUUACGUUUGGGAUCAUGAAUUUGGAAUACUUGUAUACCAGAGAGAAACUGCACUGGACCCUCAGCGAGUUUACCGUGUACUCGGCUGUAAACACUCUGUUGAGUUUCUUUGGAGGGCUCAUAGGAAUGUCGGUACUUCAGGGACUGUUCAAGAUCAGCGACUUGCCGCUGGCAGCUGUUGCAUUCGUCUCUGCUGCAGCGGAAUAUGUUGCGAAAACUUUAGCAGUUGAUUCAUGGCAUAUGUAUUUGGGUGCUAGUUUAGCCAUUUUCAAAGGUUUGUCAGCGUCGUUGCUCCGAUCUUUCGUGAGUAAGGUCCUCCCUGCCGAUGUGGUGACAAAGUUCCUUGCGUUGAUGUCCGCCGUGGAGAGCCUGUGCCCGCUGCUGGCGCCCCUGGUCUACAGCACCCUGUACGGAGCCACCGUGUCCACCGCGCCAGCCUCCGUCUACGUGCUCAGCACGGGAAUUAUUGUUUUUUGCAUUGUAUUAAUAGGAGUAGUUUUGUAUUUCCGAAGACAUGCUACGACACCUUAUGAAGUACUACAACCAGAGCCCUUCUGACCCUGUCGGUCGGACGUCGCACCAUUGUAACAGCCCUAUUCAUUAUAAUACAUAUUAUGUAUAUUACUAUCCGCUCGAUAAGUAGAUCUGUAAGAUCCGUUUGAUUAUUACUUUCGCAUUGUUGAACUUUAAUUAAAUUCAUACAAAAAAGGCAACUUUAAUUCACUGGGGAGUUUCUUUCUACGGAGCACGUAGAGGUCACAGUCUGAAGUAUGCUUUGCUCAAGGGUACUUUUUUGUAUUGCUCAGAUGGAUGGACGAUCUCACGGCCCAUCUGCUGUUAAUUGGUUACCGGAGCCCAUAGUCAUUUUCAACGUAAAUGCCGCCACCCAGUUCGAGACAUAAGUUCUAAGGUCUCUGUUUUACAGUACCUAGUCAGGUCAUAAAUUCUGUCACAUGUUUAAUGUAAAAUAAUUGAAACAAGUUUAUUCAUUAUGUAAUGUAUGUGCUGUUUAAUCACGAUAACGCACCCGCGCACAGAUCGGCAGUUGCGAUGGCUGCCAUUCAGCAAGCUGGCUUCGCAUUGAUUGAGCAACCCCUUGUAUUCACCAGAUCUGACGCCUAGCGAAUUUUAUCUGUUCCCCAAAUUGAAAGAUUAUUUAAGGGGAGACAGGUAGGAAGACGAUAACGAGGUAUAACGGAUGCCGUGGAGAGCUUUUGCAGGACCAAGACAAAACUUUUUUUUUUAAAGGGAUCGAAACCUUGGAAAAGCGCUGGACUCGCUGUGUAGAGAGGAGACUCGGAGACUAUGUAGAAAAAUAAAUUAUUAAGUUAUCAAUAGUCAUUAUAUUCUAUCUCAUUCUCACAAAAUUUGGAUCCCCCCCUAGUAGAGUCUUGUUACGUUCGAUCAGUAGUACUAUUAUUGAUCGAAGCUUGUUACACUCUUCUGGAAUCAACCUAUUUUUACGAACACGACUUUAGUCAUGAAAGUAUUAGGAUUGUUUUAUUUAAAUUAUUGUACUAUAUCUAUACCUAGUCAGGUCAUAAAUUCUGUCACAUGUUUAAUGUAAAAUAAUUGAAACAAGUUUAUUCAUUAUGUAACCAUUCAUAUACCAAAAUGAACUUAACAAAACAUAGAUUCUUAUGACACUAAAGUUUAUUCAAAAUGACCUCCGUGAUUUUGAAUACAGGCCUUCAAUCUGCGCGGCCAGUCGUCUAUCGCAGCACGAACGAGGUCCAUGUCAAUAUCGGCGGCUGCCUUAAUCAAGGAUGUCUUGAGUGACUCCAAAUUGGGAUGAGGCUUUGAGCACGCCUUUUCCUCCAACUGUUGCCAUAUCUUGUAAUCUAACGGAUUCAAAUCUGGACUGGAGGAGGGCCAGUCUUCGUGCCGGAUGAAGUCGAUUUCACGCGCCGCCAGCCAGUCUUGUGUGCUCUUCGCUCUAUGAGCUGGCGCCGAAUCUUGUUGGAAUACCCAGUGCCUGUUAUUGAACAUGGUAUGAGAAACAGGUUCCACAAGGUUCGUCAGGACUGUAUUUUGAUACAUAACUGUAUUCGUUUUUACACCUUUCUCACAAAAAUGUACCUCUGUUAAGCCCCAAUAAGAAACCCCCAACCAUACCAUGAGCGAGGAUGGAAAAUGACCUCAUUGGACACGCGGAAUACGGUUGCUCGCUUCUUUACUACUGUGUGCGUACACCUUAUCAUUUUGUUUGUUGUAGCUCUCUUCUACGGUAAAAAUUUUUUCAUCCGAAAAAAGAAUUUCUCGAUAUUUUUUUCUCGCGUACCGCUUCAACAAAGCGCGGCAUCUCUUCAGUCUCAGGUCCAUUAGACGAGCAUUCAAACGAUGUCCUGUUUUUCUUCGAUAUGCCCGAAGCCCUAAGUCUUCAUUUAACACCCUUUUCACCGUGGUUCUGCUUAACCCCAUCUGAAGGGCCAACAGUUUCUGCUUACGUUUGGGAUUUCUUUGAAUUCGCGCCUUCACAGCUUUUAUCACUGCUGGAGUCCUAACAGACCGAGGGCGACCACUUCUUGACCUGUCAUCUACACUAGAGUCUUCAUUGUAUCGUUUGAUGGUACGAUAAACGAAUCUUUUGGUUAUAUUCAAAUUUUUCAGUAUGUUAAAAAUUUGAAUUGGCGCGUAACCGCAACGAUGCAACGCAAUAACUGCAACACGGUCUUCUUUAAGCGUCCACUCCAUAUUUAAAAAUGAGUAAAAUUUUAAAUGUAUACAUUUUUAUUUUCAUGAACAAUUCGAAAUUCGAAUUCAAUAAACUUUUUUGUGGCCAGCAUUCUAAAAGAAAAGUUUUUACUGUGUGACAAUACUUAUGACCUGACUAGUUAUAACAGCUGUCCCAGCCUUCAAACUGAAACGCUUUACUGCUUCAUGGCAGAAAAAGGAAGGGUGUUGGUACCUACCUGUGCGGACUCACAAGAAGUCUUACCACCAGUAAUGAUGCAAGUUAUAGUUUAUGUGGGUUUGAUUUUUAUUACACGAUAUUAUUCCUCCACCGUAGAAGUCAAUCGUAAACAUUUGCUAAGUACGUAUUUCAUUAGAAAAAUGAGUAUCUGUUUGUGGGAUACGAGUGCACGUUUUAUCAUUUAGGCCACAAUGAAAAGAGUACAUUGAAAUAUAGCAAAUAUACCACCAACUGCGGUUAUAGGGUUACAGCUGUUACAAGGAUUGUUCGAAUCCCCUGUGAAGCGCGUCGACUGCACGCUUCAAAUACGCCGUGUGCUAUGGAUCUAAUAGCGUUCUUAUCUCUUAGAUGUCAUAUUGCCGAAAAUAGUAAAUUAAAUAUCCCGCCAGCUGUGUCCCACUCUAUACUCAUUUCCCAUCGAGCACCGUUCAGUCGGAAAUAUUCGAGGCCGCGGCCGUGGCUGCCAGCGCGCCGCGUCCACACGCUCCUGGUAGAAUACGACGGUGGCGUGCUGAGGUGAAACAAUCUUACAUGACAACGCUCAGUGUGACUGUUAAUCGAAAGAGACAACUAUCUCAUCAUUCGUAACUUUACUUCCUAGUUACUGUCUUCAGUGAUGAUGGCAUUGCGACUCAGUUCAGGGCAGCGAUCAUGUAGUCCGGCUUAAAGCAUAGACAGAACAGAGUCACCACCUCCCCCACUUCCCCCUCUGUAUUAGCUGAUAACCCAGCGGGCUAUUCCAGCUACGCCCGGACGGGCAUACCUUAGGUGUAUCGGCGGGCUGCCGUCCGUGGGCUCCCGUAAAAAAACAACAUGCAUGUUGGUUCAUGGACCUGUGGGUAGUAAAUAAAAUCAACAAAAAGAAGUCAAUACUCAAAUUGUAAUAUCAUAAUGCAGUAGCAGACAGUGAGUCCAAUGAAGUCCAUGUAGAGGCCGAGGUCGACGGUGAACUCCGGCCAGAUGGUGACCGUCGGUGGAGCGACGGUAAUGUACUCGACCACGUCGUACACAGACCGACGGAGCUUCGAGUCUGGAAUGAUACAAACUAAGUAUAUGCGUGGAUUGCGUGGGUAGUGGCUUGGCGGUGUCCCUGGCAUUGCUAAUAUCCAUGACCGACAGUGACUACUUACCAUCAGGUGAGCCGUAAGCUCGACUGUCUACAAGGGCAAUUUUUUAAAUCAAUAAUAUAUAUUAUUAUUAGAAUCGUAAUUAGAAGCUGUUACCGGUAUAUUUGAGGAGUUGAUCCGCCAAGAUCAUUAUAAUCUGAUCUUUUUCAUUGUUCGCCAUCUCGAGUAGAGCCGGGGCAACACUGACUGCGGCCACCUCGAAUGAAGUCAUCAUCAUGUAAGUCAGUCUAGAGUUGUCUAUUGUCUGCAAUUAAAUUAAACCUUCAACAGUGCAGUAACCGGAUUCCGGAGGGAUCAAUUGUCAUUUUAAUUGUUUUAAUUAUUCAACCCGGAUUUAUUGUCUUAUCUGCUGCGUGUACAAUAAGGAUGGUUCAGUUUACUCCUGCCUGGCGACCGUCUCUCACAGUCGGUAGUAAUGUCUGUUACAUUACAUUCAGUCUACGGUUCAUUGUUAAGUUUAGUUGCGUAGUUCGCCUGAUGAUGUUGAUGUUUUAGUUGUAACUAGUCUGGCCGUAAAUACUGUUACAUCAAAACUUUUUUUUUCAACUUUUUAAUUAUUUUGCAUUUGAAACACGUAGGUAUAUUAUUUUAAAAACUUCUUUCAAUUUUGCACCAUUUCACAUAUUUUCUCGUGUUCAUUAUCAUAUUACAAUAUGGCAUGGGGUGUUAAAGAAAAUAGGAUUGCAGUGAUCGCCUUGCAGAAAGUGGGUAUGGAGCCGUCGGUCAUAUUCCAGACACUUCAAAAGCUUGGUAUCAGCCGUAUGCUCGUAUAUCGUACUAUCAACAGAUACAGUAACACUUCGUCUGUUGAAGAUCAGAAAAGAUUGGGACGGCCGCGUGCUGUUAGAACUAUAAAGGCUGCUAUUGCUGUUCAAGCCAGAAUUCGUCGAAAACCCAUUAGAUAAAGUGUACGCUCACAGUUCUAAAGAAGCUGCUCAAGUGGUCGGAAAGGUACAACGUGGUCAUCAUCCUGCGUUAGUAAUGGUUUGGUGGGGCGUGUGUUAUCAAGGAGUCACAACUACAUUUUUUAGAAAAAAGUUUUUUUUUUUAUUGCUUCGAUGGGUGGACGAGUUCACAGCCCACCUGGUGUUAAGUGGUUACUGGAGCCCAUAGACAUUCACAAAAUAAAUGCGCCACCCAUCAAAAAGUGUGAAUACUUCAGUCAAACUAUAUCAAGAUACAGUCUUGGAUCAUGUUGUGAAACCUCUCAGCAAUACACUUUUUAAAAAUAUACCGUGGAAUUUCCAGCAGGACUCUGCACCUGGUCACACGGCAUCAACUACCCAAGCCUGGCUCGAAACCAACGUUCCGUACUUUAUAAGAGCUGAAGACUGGCCUCCAUCUAGCCCAGACCUCAACCCUCUAGCCAUUAAAUUAUGGUCAGUUUCAGAGGACAUGGCGUGCUCUAAGCGACACGGCGACAUUGAGUCUCUCAAGGAGCAGGCAGAGGCAAAAUUUCCCUUGGAAACAGUGCGUAAAUCCAUAGAUUCGUGGACAAACAUAUUAAAGGCGUGUAUAAAAGCCAAAGGUGGCCAUUUCGAAUAGAUUUUUCUUUUAUUUUGGUGAGGUUUUCAUUGAUGUGUGGGUAUAAAAUUUUAUAAUAUUACAAUACUUCAUUAAAAAAAAGGAUUUUCAUUUCGUUCAACUCGUAACUCUCUCUAUAUAUAUAUAUAGAGAGAGAGUUACGAGUUAAAGAGUUACGGGAUUUAUAUAUAUAUAUAUCUAGCACUAUAGUGCGGGUGAUAGACAAACAAGACAAACAGGUUAGAAACAGUGGCGCAACGGUAUCGUGGUAGAUAUUCUUGAGAACAAAAUAUUAGUUAGGGGCAUCGGUGCCGGCUACACGACACUCCGCGUGGUUGGAAGGUGACACAAUGUCAAAUAGAACUUACGAUUUUGCAGAUAACUACACUUUAGAAAGUAAAACAUUAUUAAAUCAAUUAUUAUUGUUGAAUCGAGAGCUGUGUGUGUGUGAAUGAACUCACCAUUAUAGAAUUAGUAAUAACGAAAUAGAUUAUGAUCAAUACUUUUACAAAUGACGUCAUUAACAUCGUUGUGACCUGAAAUAUGAGAGCCGUGAUGAAUAAUAUAGUUUCACGGAAACGCGUCAAGCCAAUACAUAAAGCGUAUGCUGAUGAAUCACCACUAUGGCAGAAUGAGGUCUAGUAGAGUCUAACGCUUCCAGCAAAUAUCUGUAGUGCUCUGCAAACUGCUCUAGGAACUGAUACUUCUGCUGAUUUGAUAUCUCCGACUGCAUCGUCUUCUCUAGCAAACGUUUCAAGAAGUUCAUUCUCAAACGAAGCACAUCGAGGACGACAAGGGUCGUACACCGAGACGCUCCCCUCGUCCCGGACGUCAUGGACAAAACCACGAUCUGGAGUGGCGUCCAAACGGGCAUACCGCUGAUUUUAUAAGAACAUGAAACUCCCAGAAAUAAGGCCAAAUGUUCGAAUGGAAACAAGCAAAUAGCGACGCGACUGCCACCGAGUCACCACCGAGCCCGACCCACCGGCGUUGUCCAGAUCUUUAAUAGCCUAUUUCAUAAAAUAUUUCUCUUCUGAAACCAAUGAAGUGAAAAUUUGGAUGGAUAGUUCAGCUGCCACGACAGACGACAGCAAAGGUACAGAUCUCGGGAGCCGAAGCGAUCACGAACAUGUUCACGAUAGCGGAAAUGCAAUAGAUGUAAUAAAUAACGCAAUACAUCUUUAAUACAACCGAACAAAAUCUACAUUUAACCUUGUAAUAGAGGCCAAAACACAAUCUAAUCAUCAUAAUUAUUUUGACAACAGGAAACAUUUUAUAAAGUUAAAACUUAUUCAGAGUCACCGUUAUGGGUGAAGUACAUAUUAUGCUCUUUAAUUUAUUUCAUUCCCCUCGUCCGCGCUGACGCGAGCGUGGAUCGAUAUACUAAGUAAUUGCUUGAGGAUUACAACCGGGGUGCAUCAUGUUGACGAUGCGCGUUGUAUUGGUGCAGAAGUGAUCACGUGACGGUUACGUGACGGUUACGUGACGCCGUACACGCUCAGCGUGGGAAUCGUUAAGACUAUGGAGGCGCGCGGUUGUUACACGCGCGUUCUCACACGACAUCAGGUGACGUUCGCUCCAUAAUACACGAAUUGAAUAGCCUUUUUAUUCAGAUCCAUAUUACAAAUAUAUGAUUAAACGAUGUAAACUUUAA
This is a messenger RNA of Bombyx mori (domestic silkworm), 11494 nucleotides long. Its product is annotated as probable peptidoglycan muropeptide transporter SLC46. Gene Ontology annotation, molecular function: transmembrane transporter activity. The record is from RefSeq and is a predicted model, not a curated record. The transcript is spliced from 7 exons. Gene Ontology annotation, biological process: transmembrane transport. NCBI's taxonomy places the organism in Eukaryota, Metazoa, Arthropoda, Insecta, Lepidoptera, Bombycidae. The coding region runs from base 3415 to 4833 and encodes 472 amino acids. Gene Ontology annotation, cellular component: membrane.